This is a messenger RNA of Drosophila rhopaloa, 2717 nucleotides long. RefSeq lists its product as uncharacterized. Lineage: Eukaryota; Metazoa; Arthropoda; Insecta; Diptera; Drosophilidae. Gene Ontology annotation, molecular function: microtubule binding. Gene Ontology annotation, biological process: establishment of mitotic spindle localization; mitotic cytokinesis; mitotic chromosome condensation. Bases 117 to 2381 code for a protein of 754 amino acids. The record is from RefSeq and is a predicted model, not a curated record. The transcript has 4 exons. Gene Ontology annotation, cellular component: mitotic spindle; nucleolus; microtubule.
AUUUUUUAAGAAACCAGCAGCGGUUACACCCUGCUUCAAAAAAAACGUACAGAUUAAAAGAAAUAUCACUGGCAUUUUGCGUCUAUUUAAUAGAAAUCCGAUAGAUACAGCUACAAAUGGACUCGAAUAUGGAUAAUCCACCAAACGAUGUUAGCGUCGUCUUGGCGCCGAGUGCGCAGAAAAAUAAGGACGCCAAUCGGAAUGGAGAAGUUUCAGCCGCUGCGGGCACUCCAGUGGCCAAAAAAACACGAGGAGCCUCCCUCAGGCUGAUGAACGCCACCUCGGAGAUGGAAUCCCCAACUGGCACUACGGGCAAUCCUCGCCCGACCGCCGAAACACCGCGACGCAGCUGCCGCAAAAGUGUACGUCCUACGAUCGACUACGAUGAUAUUAUAGUGCGAUCCGCCAAGAAGGUAAUAGCCGAAUCACUGGCUGCCGACCCUGAGGAUGAGGAGCCCUCCACCCAAAAGUGGAGUGCUGCCGAGGUGGGCAGGAACUCGCGCAAGCGCAGCCGCAAGUCCAAGCGCAUGACCACAAAGAAGAAGAAAAUGGAACAUGAGGUUCUAGAAGUGAGGGUCGAGGAAGAGCAGGAAUUAGAGCAAGGAGUUCUGGAGGAAAAAGAGGAGGAUAAACAGAAAACAGACCUGGAAGUUCCUCAGGAUCAGGCAGAUACUUUUAAAGUUGAAACAGACAAUAUAGAAAAAGUGGAUAAGCCCCCAUCGAAGAGGAAGUCCUCCAGGGCAUCUAAAAACGUAACUAAAUUCAAAUGUAUCGUUGCCAAGACGGAUAUAGAUGAACUGGGCUUGUGUCCACUGGGUGCUGAUAGCCAGGAAGUCGAUGACACAGAGACUACAAAAACAGCUUCACAAGAUAACGAUGAAGAUAAGGUAGUUAAAGAUGAAAAAAAAGAUGAUAAAAUCGAAGAAAAAGUUGAAAAAUUCAACGUACUAGCUGGAAAGGAUGAAGUUACAGAAAAGGCAGUCGAAGACAAUGUCCACGAGGAAACUGUUCCGGAAGAAGAAAUGCCUUCUCUGCUUAUGGAAAAUGAUGAUCUGGAUGAACCAGACAAGUCGCCGCUCAACACUACAUUCGACGCAGAUGAGAAAAAAGAUUUGGAUGUAAGUGUUAUUUUGGUUGUUGAUCCCGUCAAGCAACCAGAAGAUAUCGAUGCCAGCGUUAUCAUUGUUGACAGUCCCAAUAAGCCAAGUGUUUGCGUUCCGAAACCCGAAUUUGUUAAGAAGUCGGCAAUUAAAGUUGUUCUUACCACAGAAAAUGAUCAGAACGAAACAAUUUUGGAUCUAGCCGAUCUAGCUGUGCCAGAGGAGUUAAAAACCGAAUUUGUUAAGAAGUCGGCAAUUAAAGUUGUUCUUACCACAGAAAAUGAUCAGAAUGAAACAAUUUUGGAUCUAGCCGAUCUAGCUGUGCCGGAGGAGUUAAAACCCAAGAAACCGAAGGGCUUUCGAUUCCCGACGCCCUAUAAGCAAAAACCGGUGCUUAUGUUUUCGGACAAAUCAGAUAAAUUUGACCAAACAUUUAAAGGUCUCAACAAGGAAGAAGGUCCGAAGUACGAACGCAAACGUUCCAAGUCGGCCAACGAUUGGAAUGAUAACAUGUCGUGCUCUGUAACCUUUCAGAGGUCCGUUGAGAUUGCCAAUGUCGAGGACAUUGAUAAGCGCUGGAAGGGACUUCAGAAAACUAAUGUUAAUCUCCGCCGUAGGCGCUCAAAGUCGUUGGAUGAGAGCCGCUGCAAAGUGAGCAGAAUUCCGAAGCCCAGUAGAGGAAUUAUACAGCUGACCAGAACCAUUACACCCAGCAAGGUCAACAAGCGCACCAAGAUGCCCAAUUUUGCGGCCAUGCACGAGAAGCAGUUCGCCAAGAUGGAAAGCCUGCUGGAUCACGUCGAACGGAAGGCAGAACGCGCCAAGGUGCUAACCAAUUCAGUGCAGAAGCAACUACCGGGAUCGACGGUCAAGAAACCACCACAGGGUCACACUUCUGAAGAAGAUCGCCCUCGUCCGAAAGCGCUAAAACAGAUCGACAUGUCCGCCAAUAGAACCAUCGUAAAGGAUCAUAUUGCCGAAAAGCUUAACACAUCCCGUUUGCCCUUGAAGACCACCGCUCCCGCCCUAAAUGUAGCCCCGAAACCAGCUUUUAAUCUGUCCACCUCCACGGUGAAGACAUUCAACGCCACGUUUACAGGCAGGCCGGCGGAAUCUCAGGAUAACAAGUUGGCGGAGCGACGCCAGCGGCGUAUUGAAAUGUUCAAGGGCAGGACAACAACAAAAGCCCAAAACGAAAAGGGAAACUUUAUCCGAGGAGUACGCCUGAAUAGACGAUUUGAGCUCCAGAUGCAACACCGUCGACACUUGGAGGAAGAUUAGUUUCUUACGUUUGGUCGUUAUUUCUUUAUUUACUUAAUCCUCUAUUUGCUUUAAUAUGUUUUGAUGGUAUUUGUCAAAAAGGAAAUUGUAUUCUUGUUUUCCUUUGUCAUAUUUUGUACUCAAAAAAAAAUUAUUUUUAUUUUAACCUUACAUACACAAAAUGAUUCGUUUUUUAAUUCGAUGUUAUUGCUUUUACAGAAUUUGCUCAAAAUUAAAUUCGAAAUUGAUUGAAAAACAAUAUAUAUCCGGAAUUACAUUUACACUGUUCUCAGAAUUUAAGAUAUUUGUCCACAAAAAAAUUAAUAAAUACAUUAUUUUUAUAUGCUAUAGGUUAAA